GUUGACUCCUGGGCGAUCUGGCGCAGCUACUUGUCUUGACGCAUACACUUUUGAUGGAGAGCGAUCACAAGUCUUAAGAGCUGCCAGCCAAAAGUGGGACCAUGGCAGGCGCUCAAAAAUUCUUCACAAUUGCGACGGUUUUCUUGGUGGUCGCCCCACUAGCGCAGGGCUUGUUUGAGGAUCAAGUUGGCAUGUGGGACUGGCACCAGCAGUACGUGGGGCGUGUGAAGAGCGCCGUCUUCUCCUCGGGGACACAGAAGAAACGCGUCUUUGUGGCGACUGAGCAGAAUGCCCUUGCGGCUCUCAAUCUGCGGACGGGACAGAUUGCUUGGCGCCAUCUGUUGGGCGAGGGUGACUCUAUUCAGACAUUGGAGAGUGCAGGGAGGACUAUCAUCACAAUAUCUGGCGAUGGCAAGUACGUCCGGUCCUGGAACCCGAAUGAUGGGGUCCUCUUGUGGGAAGUUGCACCACAGUCGUCCUCAAAGGAGGAUCCUGAUGCACCGGUGGACAUUGGCCUGUUGUCGUUUGAUUGGGACGGCGACGGUGCAAACGAUGUUGCGAUUCUGGCUGGGAACAACGUCUUUGUCUACUCGGCACUUUCGGGGGAGCUCCUGUGGAGGACCCGAAUGCUCACCGACAUCCGCAUCCAAAAGCUGCACGCCGACCCCUCCGCCAAGCGCCUCUUCGCCGCCGGCUUCCUGGGCGUGGAAGGCACUGCGGCUUCCAAGCUCGCCAUCCUCUCCUUCGACUUCCCCUCGGAAACCAAAGAGGAGGCCAUCCACAAGGCCCAUAUGGAAUUCGAGCCCCUCCAACCCCUCUCGACCAAGUCGCUCGUCUUCGCAAACGGCUACGUAGCGGCGCUCUCUUCCGACGGUCUCACUCUCGUUACGCACUCCCUGGAGAGGUCUGCCGGGUUUGAGGCGUCCGCCGCAGACCUGCUUCCGUUCAAACUCCCGCGAGGGGGCCGCGCGGAGCUGCUUCCGGGGGUUAGCGGAAACGCGGUUGCGCUGUCAACCGGCGCCGGCGUGGUGCUUUUGAAGAUUGACGAAAAGACCGGGCAUCCGUCACGCACGGCGGUUCUUUCUCCGUCCGAGGGGGGUCUCGUUCUGUCGGACUCGCUCACAGACCCAGCCGUGGUCGCAGCACUCACUACUCCCCCGGGAGGCGGCGGCGAUCUCCUCUCCGCGCAGGUCCUCAGCUGCGAGUCCGGGGACGUGGUUUCCAAGUCGGAGAGUGUGCAGUGGGGGGGUAACCACGGGGGCCUCUCGCGGGUGUUUCUCAACCCCUAUCUGAAGAAGGACGGGACGUGGGGGUACAGGUUUCUUGCGGUGGGGGGGGACGACUCGCUCGCUUUACUGCAGCAGGGGGAAGUGGUGUGGGCGCGAGAGGAGGCGCUCGCGGGGGUGGUCGGAGUGCAGUUUGUGAACCUACCCCCUGACGAGGAGAGCGCCGUGAAGCGUGUGGAGGAGGGCAUCGAGGAGUGGGUCAAGCUCCAGCUGCUCGCCGCAAAGGUGACCCUGUUUCUGGCGUCCGAAGAGGAGCAGCAGCAGCUCGCCAACGCCCGCAAGUUUUCCGCGGAGAAGAUGAAGGUCACAAUGGACCACAACGGCUUCCGCCGCCUGAUUGUCGUCCUGACUUCCUGCGGCAAAGUCCUGGGACUCCACACGGGGGACGGCCGCGUUAUCUGGUCGACCCCACCCCUCACGAAAUCGCCCCAACGACUCUUCCUCUCACGCACUCCGUCCUCUCCGCGCACUCCCCCUGAGAUUAUGGUUCUUGGCGGGGAGGGGGAGAUGAUCUGGGUGAAUGGCCACACUGGCGCAGUGCUCCGGAAACAGAGCUUAGGAUUUGAAGUCAGCCAAGUGAUUCCGCUUCCGUUGAAGGAUCCGGCGGAACAGCGGCUCGUGCUGCUGGUAGACCCGGAGGGGGGAGCCCACGUGGUGCCGGGGACGGCGGAGGCGGGGGCGCUUUUCCGGGAGCGGUUGCUGGGCAAGACGUUCUACUACAAGGUGGACAAGAAAGCGGGCACGAUCACCGGCUAUGUCCUGCAAGCACCGGACAGCGCCGGACGCUCCGAGGGAUCCCCCGCGGCUUCGUCGGUGGAGUUAUGGAGCAUUGUGUUCCCAAAAGAGACGGAGCAGAUUGCGGCGGUCUUUGGGAGGCGGCCGGAAGAGAGCGUUCACUCGCAGCUGCGCAUGUUGGGCAACCACCAGGUCCUCCACAAGUACCUCAACCGCAACACCAUCUUCGUGGCGACCACCACGCCAGACGAGUCCUCCAAGCCAGUCGACGAGCGCUCCGUGGUCGCCUACCUGCUUGACACCGUCACCGGCCGCGUCCUGUACCGGGUCACGCACCAGAACGCACAGGGCCCCGUGUCUGGCGUGUUCAGUGAGAACUGGAUCGCAUACAGCUACUUCAACGCGCGCGCUUUCCGCCCCGAGAUCUCCGCCCUCGAGAUGUUCGACGAGUCUCACGACUCCGAGAAAAUCGACGUGUUGGGCGCACUCUUCGGGGGGUCCAACGUGACUGUCCCAGUGUCUUCGCUCGCGCCCCCCCCAAUCAAAGUCGUGGCGCAGUCGUACUUCUUCCCUCAGACGGUUAAGAUGAUGGCGGUUACGUUAACCGCGAAGGGGAUCACAGGGAAGCAGGUACUGAUCGGGACGAGCUCGGACCAGAUCGUGGCUUUGGACCGUCGCUUCGUGGACCCCCGCCGGCCCGAGGUGGUCACGCCCCAAGACCAGGAGGAGGGCCUCAUCCAGUACCGAGAGGCGCUGCCAUUCCUUCCGCCCCUCUUCAUCACGCACAACAACCAGGUCGAGGGCCUUCGCGGCAUCGCGACAGCGCCCGCCCGACUUGAGUCCAACUCGCUUAUGUUCGCGUAUGGGAUCGAUCUCUACUACAUGCGCACCGCCCCCAGCAAAACCUACGACCUCCUCACGGAAGACUUUAGUUAUGCUCUCCUAGUGCUCACGAUCCUCAUUCUUGUGGGCGCAAUCGUUGUUUCUGCAGCGAUAGCGCACCGUAACCAGCUGAAAAACCAGUGGUUAUGA
Molecule: messenger RNA, 3053 nt
Organism: Klebsormidium nitens
Lineage: Eukaryota; Viridiplantae; Streptophyta; Klebsormidiophyceae; Klebsormidiales; Klebsormidiaceae
Source: the annotation of a GenBank genome assembly